AUGGUGAGAUUUUUGCUGGUGUUCACCUGCCUGGUGUUGUCCGUGCUGUCCACUAUCCAGGAGCACCAGGAACUUGCCAAUGAGUGUCUCCUCAUCUUGGAAUUUGUGAUGAUCGUGGUGUUUGGCCUGGAGUACAUCAUCCGUGUCUGGUCCGCCGGAUGCUGCUGCCGCUACCGAGGAUGGCAGGGCCGCUUCCGCUUUGCCAGAAAACCCUUCUGUGUCAUAGACUUCAUCGUGUUCGUGGCCUCGGUGGCCGUCAUCGCCGCGGGCACGCAGGGCAACAUCUUCGCCACGUCUGCGCUGCGCAGCAUGCGCUUCCUGCAGAUCCUGCGCAUGGUGCGCAUGGACCGCCGCGGCGGCACCUGGAAGCUGCUGGGCUCCGUGGUCAUGGCGCACAGCAAGGAGCUGAUCACCGCCUGGUACAUCGGGUUCCUGGUGCUCAUCUUCGCCUCCUUCCUGGUCUAUCUGGCCGAGAAGGACGCCAACUCCGACUUCUCCUCCUACGCUGACUCGCUUUGGUGGGGAACGAUUACCCUGACAACCAUCGGCUAUGGUGACAAGACGCCGCACACGUGGCUGGGCAGGGUCCUGGCUGCCGGCUUCGCCUUACUAGGCAUCUCCUUCUUUGCCUUGCCUGCCGGCAUCCUCGGCUCUGGCUUCGCCCUGAAGGUGCAGGAGCAGCAUCGGCAGAAGCACUUUGAGAAGCGGAGGAUGCCAGCAGCCAACCUCAUUCAGGCUGCAUGGCGCCUAUACUCCACCGACAGGAACCGGGCUUACCUGACGGCCACCUGGUACUACUAUGACAGUAUCCUCCCAUCCUUCAGUAGCCGAAUGGGCAUCAAAGACCGCAUCCGCAUAGGCAGCUCCCAGCGGCGGACAGGCCCCUCCAAGCAGCACCUGGCACCGCCGUCAAUGGCCACCUCCCCAAGCAGCGAGCAGGUGGGUGAGGCCACCAGCCCCACCAAGGUCCAGAAGAGCUGGAGCUUCAAUGACCGCACCCGCUUCCGGGCCUCUCUGAGACUCAAACCCCGCUCUUCUGCUGAGGAGGGCCCCUCCGAGGAAGUGGCAGAGGAGAAGAGCUACCAGUGCGAGCUCACGGUGGAUGACGUCAUGCCUGCGGUGAAGACGGUCAUCCGCUCUGUCAGGAUCCUCAAGUUCCUGGUGGCCAAAAGGAAAUUCAAGGAGACGCUGCGACCGUACGACGUGAAGGACGUCAUAGAGCAGUACUCGGCAGGGCACCUGGACAUGCUGGGUCGGAUCAAGAGCCUGCAGACCCGGGUGGACCAGAUUGUGGGCAGGUGCCCCGGGGACCGAAAGGCCCGGGAGAAGGGCGACAAGGGGCCCUCGGACACGGAGGCGGCGGAUGAAAUUAGUAUGAUGGGCCGCGUGGUCAAGGUGGAGAAGCAGGUGCAGUCCAUCGAGCACAAGCUGGACCUGCUUUUGGGCUUCUACUCGAGGUGCCUGCGCUCGGGCACCUCUGCCAGCCUGGGCACCGUGCAAGCGCCGCUGCUAGACCCCGACAUCACCUCGGACUACCACAGCCCCGUGGACCACGAGGACAUCUCUGUCUCCGCCCAGACGCUCAGCAUCUCCCGCUCGGUCAGCACCAACAUGGACUGAGGGGCUUCUCAGCGUCGGGACGCACUCGGCCAGCCCCUCGGCCUGGCGCUCGGACCCGCCCCCGGAGGCCUGGGGACUCUGCUCUUACUUGAACUCGCCCCUCGCGGGGAGAGAGGCCAUGCGCGGUAUUGAGCUGCCUGGGUAGGCGAGAUGCGGGCUGCGGGCCCCACCUCAGGAGCGUGCGAUGCCAGGCCGCACAGGGGGCAGC
Messenger RNA from Myotis lucifugus (little brown bat), 1828 nucleotides. RefSeq names its product potassium voltage-gated channel subfamily Q member 4 (gene KCNQ4). The transcript has 13 exons. Gene Ontology annotation, biological process: transmembrane transport; potassium ion transport. Lineage: Eukaryota; Metazoa; Chordata; Mammalia; Chiroptera; Vespertilionidae. The coding region runs from base 1 to 1620 and encodes 539 amino acids. Gene Ontology annotation, molecular function: voltage-gated potassium channel activity. The record is from RefSeq and is a predicted model, not a curated record. Gene Ontology annotation, cellular component: membrane.